CGGGGCCGCCGCAGGCAGCGCGGGCAGCGCGGAGCCGCCGCGGCCCCGGCCCGGCCCGGCCCGGCCCGGCCCAUGACGCCCAGCGGGCGGCCCGCGGGGCCCCGGCGCUCCCCCCAGAGCUGGCCGGUGCAUCUGGUUGCGAUGGAGACCGUGUCCCUGGAGCACCAGAUCCAGAGCGUGCAGCGGCACAUCGCCUUCCUCAAGAAGGAGCAGAUGGAGCUGCUCCAUGACCUGCACCUGGAGAUCCUCCGCCUGCAGAAGCACUGCUCAGAGCUCACCCAUGACCUGGAAAUGAAAGAGCUGGAGGCACGCCAGCAAGAUGUCCUGGACCGCGAGCUGGAGGAGAAGUGCCGGGCGAUGGAGGCGCAGCUGCAGGAGAAGGAGAAGGACAACGUGGAGCUGCGCAGGGAGCUGCAGCACAAGGAGACGCUGGUGGCCGCGCUGCGCUCCAGCCUGCGCAGCAAGGAGCGCCGCUUCCUGGAGGAGCUCAAGCGCCGGAGCCACCGCGUCACCAUCCUCGACACCGAGCUGCAGAAGCAGACGGAGGCGGCCGCCUACCUGUCGCUGCAGCUGCACGCCACGGCGCAGCAGCUGCCGGGCCCCGAGCAGCCCCCGGGCCAGGCCGCGGCCCGGCCGCGCCGCCGCGGCCACAGGGCAACGCGGGCCCGCGAGCCGGCGCCCGAGGAGCACGAGGCCAUGCCCGACCCCGCGCUGUUCCUGUACUCGCCGCGGGCCCAGCGCCCCGAGCCGCCCGGCCGGGGCCAGCGGCACCCCCGGCAGCCCCCGCAGGAGCCGGCGGCCAGGCCCCGGCCCGCCAAGGGCGAGCCCGGCAAGAGGCAGGGCUCCGGCGGCCACGGUGGCCAGGGUGCUCAUGGUGCCCACAGUGCUCAUGGAGCCCACGGUGCCCAUGGUGCCCAUGGUGCCCAUGGAGCCCACGGUGCCCAUGGUGCCCAUGGAGCCCACGGUGCUCAUGGAGCCCACGGUGCCCCCCGGGCCCAGGAGUAGGCGGCGAGGUGACGGCGUGGCCCGAGCGGCCCGGAAGGCCUAAGCCCGGCCGAGGUUCUGUUCCUCCCCCCGUCCCCUUGGUGAGGGGAAGGGGCAGCCGAAAGCAGAGCCCUGCACACACAUCCCACCCACCGGCAGCCAGAAGGAGCCCCCUGCCCCAAAGGCCCGAGCCAGGGAUGUCACUGGCAGUGCUGCAGGACGGGAGCGUGCGGCACCGGGCUGUGAGGGGCAUGGCCAAGCAGCUGCCCAGAGCUUGCAAGGAAAGAACAAGAGGAAGACAGAAGGGGAAGCAUGUUUGGAACGAGAUCUUGCUGCUGCUGCUGCCCUCAGAGUGGUGCCAGGGUGCUUUCCCUGGUGCUGGGAGGUGGGUGUGCAGUGCAGGCACCACGGGAUGGGCCCGGCCCGGCCUCCAGCCCUCGCCAUCACUGGCACCGGGCACUGCGAGGGCCAGGACGUCCCCAGGAAGGUUCUCCAGAGCGCAGGCAGCUGAACAAGGUGGAUCCUGUGGGUGCUGGAGGGAUCCCCUUGCACAAGGACAGUGCUGCUGUGCUGGCCAGGCCCUGUCCCCUGCUCCCCUGUGCAGGGUCUGUCAGUGUCCAACACGGAUUUCUCCCCAUCACAUUCAGACUCAGACGAGGCAGCUGGACAGAGAUUGGCAUCCUGGCAGUCCUGGCAGCCUUGGCACUCCUGGCAGUCCUGGCAAUCCUGGCAGCCCUGGCAAUCCUGGCACUCCUGGCACUCCUGGCAGCCCUGGCAGCCCUGGCAGCCCUGGCACUCCUGGCAGCCCUGGCACUCCUGGCACUCCUGGCAGCCCUGGCACUCCUGGCACUCCUGGCACUCAUGGCAGCCCUGGCAGUCCUGCUGGAUGCACCGUGGCUCCUGGGCCGCUGCAGCCGGGCUCCAUGUGCUGCUGGAGCAGGCUGCACCCCCUGCCCCUGCACAGGGCUCUCCUCACCACCAGCACUUGGUUCUCAGUCACAGCCACAGCCAGCCCUGGGUUUGCUGCUGAGGGCUGAGCAGCUCCUGGUCCCCCCCAUCGCCUCCCGAGCACGGCGGCCAUACAGAGCUGCCUUCCCCCCAGCCUUGCCCCAUUUCCAGCCACACUGUCAGCUUUACACCCCACUCCCUGGGUGUUGUGAAACACCGUUAGGAGGGGAGGGCUUUGGGCAGGGCAAAGGUCUCUGCUGCAGUGCUGCUCAUGCUGCCUGAGGGCAGGUUUCACCCUGGUGGGAGCUGCCAGCCCGGCUGGGACUGGGCCCUGCCUGCAGCCAGCCCUGCCCGGACCCUCGCUGCCCCCACGGCUGGCAUGGCCACCAGGGAGCUGCAGGGUGACAUCAGACCCUGUUUCCUUCCAAUUCAAUUUGAAACUUCUUGAGAGACAUCACCCUCAUAGACUAGCGAGGCCUGGCCUGCCCGCUCACACUCAGUGUGCCCGUGCAGUCAGAGAUGUCUAUUUUUGUAGUUCAAUAUUUAUAUACUCUAUUAAAAUGCUUUAUGAGAUUCACA
Oenanthe melanoleuca is the source of this 2511-nucleotide messenger RNA. RefSeq names its product coiled-coil domain containing 92B (gene CCDC92B). The record is from RefSeq and is a predicted model, not a curated record. Lineage: Eukaryota; Metazoa; Chordata; Aves; Passeriformes; Muscicapidae. Bases 73 to 1005 code for a protein of 310 amino acids. The transcript has 4 exons.